Chrysemys picta bellii (western painted turtle) is the source of this 2685-nucleotide messenger RNA. It is a transcript of the gene LDLRAD4, whose product is annotated as low density lipoprotein receptor class A domain containing 4. Gene Ontology annotation, molecular function: R-SMAD binding. The record is from RefSeq and is a predicted model, not a curated record. Lineage: Eukaryota; Metazoa; Chordata; Testudines; Emydidae. Gene Ontology annotation, cellular component: Golgi membrane; early endosome membrane. Gene Ontology annotation, biological process: negative regulation of transforming growth factor beta receptor signaling pathway.
CUGCAGACAGGCAGCAGCCAGGGGAGGCGGGGGAAGGAGGCGAGCCUGGGAAUGCGCUGGAGGCAGACCCAGGCUGAGCGCCCGCAGAGCCACCGCGGGAGACAGACGGGGGGAGGAGGCCGGCACUGCCGCUGCUCUGCAUGAGGCUGCAGGGGGUGAGCGGCGGGGCUCGGAGAGAAGCUGGAGACAGCAGACCACUUGUUGUCAGAGGGAAAACUGAGGCAGAUGCAGGAUCAGAUGGGGGAGAGUGAGUGUGCCUGAAGGGGAAGAGAAGCACAAGAGAGACAAGACAAUUGAACAUCACAAGUGGCUCAGUCCCAAAAAAAUUAUGCUGGAUGAACAGUGGAUUAGAACUAAAUUUUAAGAAGGAAAUACAAUCUCAGUCUGACAAUUGUCUUCACUUUCAAAUUCAUCAUGGCCAAAAUCCUCUGGCUGGACGGCUGAGGUGAGUGUCGUACGUUUGCUGUUUGGGCUCAGUGCAUAUCCCUUGUACCUACGGCUCAAAGGACCUGGGAGCAGGUGGGAAUUGGAUGAUGCCAAAUGCUGGAAUGGGGAGAGAAAUGGACUGUGACAAGCUAAGAUGGAAGUGACUUGACAGCUUCAAGCCUAGCAGUUGCCUCUAGUAAGGACAGGUUAAGAUUGGAAUCACAAGUUUCGCUGAGAGAGCAGUAUGCAGGAAGCUGGUUUUCAGGCCACAAAUGCUUUCACAGAGUGCAAAUUCACCUGCACCAGUGGUAAAUGCUUGUAUCUUGGUUCGCUGAUUUGUAACCAACAGAACGACUGUGGGGAUAACAGCGAUGAGGAGAACUGUCUACUUGUAACAGAGCAUCCACCUCCAGGCAUCUUCAGCUCUGAACUGGAGUUUGUUCAGAUAAUCAUUAUAAUCGUGGUGAUAACUGUUAUGGUGAUAGUGAUCAUCUGCCUGUUGAACCAUUACAAACUCUCAACACGCUCUUUCAUCAACCGACAGAGCCAAAACAGGAGGCAGGAAGAAACUUUGCAGCCGGAAGGGUGCUUGUGGCCUUCAGACAGCUCAGUGUCACGACAAGGUGCUUCAGAGAUCAUGUAUGCCCCAAGGUCCAGGGACAGGUUUACCGCUCCAUCAUUCAUGCAGCGGGACCGUUUCAGUCGCUUCCAGCCAACCUACCCUUACAUGCAGCACGAGAUUGACCUUCCUCCGACCAUCUCCCUCUCUGAUGGAGAAGAGCCACCACCAUACCAAGGGCCAUGCACACUGCAGCUCCGGGACCCAGAACAGCAGAUGGAACUCAAUCGAGAGUCUGUCAGGGCACCACCCAACAGAACCAUUUUUGACAGUGACUUGAUAGACAUUUCAAUGUACAACGGGGGCCCAUGCCCACCAAGCAGCAAUUCGGGCAUAAGUGCAACCAACUAUAGCAGUAAUGGAAGGAUGGAAGGACCACCCCCAACAUACAGUGAGGUCAUGGGUAAUUACCCAGGCUCCUCUUUUUUCCAUCACCAGCACAGCAAUGCGCCUCCUUCAUCACAAAGGGGGAGCAGACUUCAGUUUCAGCAGAACAAUUCAGAGAGCACAAUAGUCCCUAUUAAAGGCAAAGACAGGAAACCAGGAAACCUUGUCUAAGUUACUUUCCCAGGUGCACUUGAACUGAAGACAAGAGAAUCAAACAGGAAUUUGGAGGAAAAUCCCCACAUUCCUGUGCACAAUGUUGUUAAGUUACACGUGGUACAACUUAGUAAAACCAAACGUGCAAACCAGUUCUUUGUUUCUGAUUCCUUUCAGGGGAAUUGCAUGCAAAGUGGAUUGAGAUAAUACAAACUUCCAUUCAGUUUGGCCAUGAGCAGUGUUUUGGGGGAAAAUAUAUAUUAUUUUUUUUAAAUAAACUAUUUGAAUUAUUUAAUUCUAAAAGGAAACUUAGCACAGAAAUUAGGCUUGUACGGCCUGUUUUAUAUUAACUGAAUGGCAGAAAGAAGAAAAUGAGAAGAAAGUUUUGCUAGGUAAACGGGAGAAGAAUCGGCCAGUUUGCUUUUUUCUCCCAAGGCGUGGAAUUUUUUUUAUAUGAAUCAAAAUUCCUGUUUUGUGUGCCAAGGUGUAAAGUUGAGAAAUUAGAUGAAUGCAAGGAGUUAAUUUGUGUUGUGAAAAAUGUGUUUUAAAAAGUUGCACUAUCUUAAUGUUUUAAAAAAUAUAUAUCUGAGGGAACUGUUUUACGUGAAGUUCUUCUAUAUGUUGUCUUUUCAAAACCUGUGGAAUAAUGAUUAGACCCCAGGAGUAAUCUGGAGAGUUUGCCCCAUCUGGUAUUUGUCACUGAAAGAGGAUUGUUGAAUUUAGCCUAACACCUAUUGACUUACAUAAAUCAGGAACUACAGGGACACUUAACAUGUUAUUAUCUUUGCAGUAAUUUGCAUUAAAAUAACAGUGCAUCAAUGAAGUGUCUUGGAGACUUUUGGAUGGAAGUAAGCAAACAUGAAAUUCCAGCAUUUCACAUCACUUAGGUUGUUUUAGCUAUUACACAGUUUAGGCCAUUUGUUUCAUUUAAAGCAAAACAUACUAAUUUAUAUUAAUUAUUAACAAAGCACUGUCAUUUUUUUCCCUUUUCGCAAUGCAGUAUCGUUAAUACUUAAGGUUUUAGAGAUUUUGUCUUCAGUGUAGCCUGAAAUAUAUUUAGUCACAUAUCCUGACGUUAUGCAAUAAAUUGUUUAAAAAUG